Messenger RNA from Schistosoma curassoni, 597 nucleotides. The record is from the annotation of a GenBank genome assembly. NCBI's taxonomy places the organism in Eukaryota, Metazoa, Platyhelminthes, Trematoda, Strigeidida, Schistosomatidae.
AUGAAGCUAUUCUCAUUACAGAUACUUUAUAAAACUGACACAUCAGCUAAAUUAUUACAAGCUUCACAUGAACUAUCGGACUUCGGUUAUUUUCAGCGAUCCAGUGUUCGAGAAUUUAUGGACUUUACUGCUAAAGUGGUCUGUGAACGAACAGCUCGUUGCCAGCGUGUACAAAUUAAACAACAAGAUUAUAUUUGUCAUGUUUAUGUUCGUCAUGAUAAUCUAUGUGGUGUACUAAUUUGUGACCAAGAAUAUCCUCCAAGGGUUGCUCAGACGUUAUUAACCAAAGCCACUGAAGAUUUCGCACUCCAAUGUCCUGCAUCCACUUGGGCAAAUAUGACUGUCGGAUCUGAUCCAUGUAAAAAGAUCCAUGAAUAUUUACAGAAAUAUCAGAAUCCUACCGAAGCAGAUGGUUUAAUGCGACUUCAGAAUGAAUUAGAUGAAACUAAAGUUAUUUUACAUAGUACAUUAGAAUCACUAUUGUCUAGAGGUGAAAAACUUGAUGAUUUAGUUGAACGGUCCGAAGGUCUUAGUUUACAAUCAAAAAUGUUUUAUACUACAGCAAAGAAAACAAACAAAUGCUGUGUUAUACUGUAA